This is a messenger RNA of Teleopsis dalmanni, 774 nucleotides long. It is a transcript of the gene ND-PDSW, whose product is annotated as NADH dehydrogenase [ubiquinone] 1 beta subcomplex subunit 10. The record is from RefSeq and is a predicted model, not a curated record. NCBI's taxonomy places the organism in Eukaryota, Metazoa, Arthropoda, Insecta, Diptera, Diopsidae. The coding region runs from base 132 to 617 and encodes 161 amino acids. The transcript has 4 exons.
UGUUUCAAUCCCAUGGUGUUUUCUAAAAGAAGGAUGCAGUGGAUCUCUCGGUAACAUAAUCGCUGUCAGUUGGAAAAUAAUACACGGAUUGAAGAUUUUUGGGAUCAAAAAAAAAUAUAUAAGCCGAAAACAUGCCAGAAGGACGAAGUCCGAUCGAACGGUUCGCAAACGCUGUGCAGAGCGUAAUUUAUGGGCCUGUUACCUGGUUUAGAGAGACCAUCGUUGAACCGAACCAACAGAAAUACCCUUGGUACCACAAACAAUUCAGACGUGUACCAACUAUAGAUGAAUGUUAUACAGAUGAUGUCGUCUGCCGCUUUGAAGCCGACCAGCAAUUCCGCCGUGAUCGUAUGGUAGAAAACGAAAUUGUUAGCAUAUUAAGACAACGCUUCGAAGAUUGCGUGUUCUACGAAGCACCCGAUGAGUUGGAAAGGUGCAAAUCCAUUAAAGAACAAUAUGAUAAAGCCGCUGAAAAUUGGUUUAUUAAAUAUGGUGAUCUGGGUGCUUACGGAAAUGCCAAGAUUGCGUACAUGAAACAGAAACAUCGUAUGAUUUGGGAACGUCGUAAUGGGCCAGUGGGCUCCGGCAUGAAAACUGAAGAUGAACUAAAUCAUUGAGGAGAGCCUUAUUUAUUUAAGUAGAAGUCGAUACUUCUAUUAUCAAACUUCUUACCAAAAGUAAAGUUCUAAUGCAGAUAUUCGUUUGUGGUAGUUUGUUGUAAGAUGAUGGUUAUGCUUAUAUAACACAAAUAAUAAAAAUCGAAAAAAUUUAAAA